GCGUACUGUACAGUGUAUCACAAUUCUAAACAUGCUUGAGUGAACGAGACCUGAUUAAGAAUGACUCGUGCGUUCAUAAAAUCGCCAUACUCUGGGAAGAUUUAACGUUGGAAUUCUACUCAAACUAAAUAAGUUCAAUUAUUUUCUUUAUGUUGUAACGGCCACGAGGGAAAAUGUAAGGAGACAACAAUUGACUUUAUCAACAAUGUAGCUGUUGUGUUGGCAAACUGAGACGAGAUGAUUUUCAAAACGCUCGCAGGUAAAACUUCGUUCGUGGGGCUUCGUUUACUGCAGACAUUUCUAUUCUUACUGUUUCUCGGAAGUCUGGGAUUUGGAGCUUUGUUCUUUUUGCCUGAAACAUCUCGUUUGAAACGUAUUUUUCAACAUAAUUCGGACAACUCGGCAGUUAUCACCGACUCGAUGAAUGGACAAAGUGCACAGCCCAGCUCACCCAUUGGGCUCAUUGGAGCCGCUCGGUUCGAUAUUGGAGUGCUACGUAUACAAUCACAACUCUCAUCUUCAAAUGGAAAACAGACAAAUAAUAACAAGGAAAGUAGUCAAGGAACAGUUUCAAUGGAACAUACGUCUGAAGGUGACGCUGCCGACGACAAGGUGCAUACAAGGGGCGUGGUGGUAUCGAGUCGGGCGCGCUCACCUGUGAGAGUGAAGUUGAGGAAUUGUAUGCUGAAACCGCCAUAUGGCGCAAAUUAUGGAAAACCUAGUGAUCCUGAAUCUCUGCAGCGUCGGGAGAAAGUCAAAGAGAUGAUGAAGUUUGCUUGGGACAACUAUAAGCGCUACGCAUGGGGGGAGAAUGAGCUGCGACCACUCUCCAGGAAUGGCAAUGAUGGCAGGACAUUUGGUGGGUUAAGAGGUGCCUCUAUUGUGGACUCUCUUGAUACCCUCUACAUUAUGGGGCUUGGUGAAGAGUACCAGGAGGCCAAGGAGUGGGUGGAGAACAACCUGAACCUCAAUGUAGGUGGAGAGGCGUCUCUGUUUGAAGUGAAUAUCCGCUACGUGGGUGGCCUGCUGUCUGCCUACUACCUAACAGGAGAGGAGGUGUUUAAAAGGAAAGUGGUGGAGCUGGGGAGAAGUCUGUUACCUGCCUUCAACACUCCCACAGGCAUACCACAUGGAGUUGUCAACCUAGCCGGUGAUUCCAGGAGGUGGUCCGGAGGGGAUUUGGGGAGGAGCAGUGUUCUAGCAGAGUUUGGAACCCUGCAUCUGGAGUUUGUUCAUCUGUCAGAACUCACCAAUGAUCCCAUUUAUACCGAGAAGGUUAUGAAUAUUAGGAAACACCUGAACCAGCUGGACAAGCCACGUGGCCUCUACCCAAACGCUCUCAACCCAGUCAGUGGGAAUUGGGAACAGCAUUAUGUCUCCAUUGGGGCCCUUGGUGACAGUUUCUACGAGUAUCUAAUAAAAUCCUACCUGAUGUCAGACAGGACAGAUGAAGUUGCUAAAAGAAUGUACUAUGCUGCACUGGAGGCCAUAGAGAAUAACCUAGUCCAGAGGUCUCCUGGGGGGCUGAUCUACGUGGCUGAGUGGAGAGGGGGUAUCCUAGACCACAGGAUGGGUCACCUGGCCUGCUUCUCUGGAGGGAUGAUCGGGAUCGGGGCUGAACACGGCAGUCCAGAGACCAGGCAGCACCAACUGGACCUGGCUGCUAACAUCACCCAUACCUGCCACGAGUCCUACAGGCGUACACCCACUAAGCUGGGCCCAGAGGUGUUCCGGUUUGAUGAUGGAGCGGAGGCUACAGCACCCAGAGUAAACGAAAGGCAUUACAUCCUGAGGCCAGAGGUCGUGGAGAGCUACAUGUACAUGUGGAGACUGACCCAUGACCCCAAGUACAGAGAGUGGGGCUGGGAGGCUCUGGAGGCUCUGGAGCAACACUGUCGACUUGCCACAGGGUUCUCUGGUAUCAUUGAUGUCUACGGCCAUAUAAUCCAACACGACAACUUACAGCAGAGUUUCUUUCUGGCAGAAACACUCAAGUAUCUGUACCUGCUGUUCUCUGACGACGAUCUCCUGCCUCUGAAGGACUGGGUGUUUAACACAGAAGCACACCCUCUACCUGUCAUCCCCAGGAACUGCUCUCAGGAGAGAGGACACAGACCCAAUUGGACUCAUUGACAGGCUUAUAGGGCUCCUUUGAAAUGGACCAUAUAUGGUGUAUGUUCAUUGUCAGGCUUAGCUCCAGUGUUUGGCCUAAACAUUUUGCCUUUAUGUUUUCAUCUCUGAGGCCUGGCCUCAAAAAGCCCUAAGAAAUGAUUGGGAGCCCCCUUUCUGGCCCUAGUCACUUUGAUUAAACUGCAGGAGAUGGAUGGUCAGUGAGACACAUAUCUCUGUGGAUACUGUUGAACUGAUUUUGUCUUCACUGUGAAAGCUGUUUUUGUUUCUGUGAAUCAUCAGAAACCAACAAUGAGUGUAUAUAUAUCCACUUAUUUUGCCUCUGUGAGGGAAAUUCCCAUAUCACAGGGAAUGAGCUGAACAUCAGCUGUCUGAGUGUCAAUAUUUAUUUGUGAUACGUCCAUUGUGCAUUAAAUCUGUCUGCUAUGAUAAAAAAUGUUGUUUUUUCAGUGUAGGAUUUUCUGUCCAUGCCAGUUAAUUUUAUUAUCAGAUAAUUUCACUAAUUGUAAGUCACUCUGGAAAGUGUCUAGUAAAGGACUAAAAUAUAAAUGUAAGUAUUUCUGAUGGAUUUCAGCACUUCUCUGACUCACGAUGCAAAACACUUCUCAUCGAUCAAUUUUUAUCCUGAACACGAUCCAUGGCUUGGAAAUUGAUUUAUAGAAAGCUGCAGUCCCAGGAGAAAGAGGGAAAUUGUGAACAGAGAGCUUAGUGAAAAUGAUUACAUGCUCACAACUACCACCUCCCUCUUACUUUCUCUACAUGUGCACUAUAAAUUAGCUUACCCUUCAUUACUUAAAAUGACUUGGGAAAAGUAAUAUUUGAUUUCUUCCCUGAUGGCUCAGUUGAUUACAAAUCUGAGACUCAUAAUCAAUAGUAAUUUAUUAAUUUCUGUAAUAUUAAGAUAGGCUACUGAUUUUUAAAUAGUAUCUUAUAUGCUUUAUUUGAUAGAUGGGAAACGGAGAUAUAUAUUAAAGGAAGACAAAAUGUGUAGAUUCAGGAAUUGAACCCUGGUGUCAUUGCAUAUCUGCAAAUAGUGUUUCCACUCAACUUCAGGGGCUGUGUAUUUUUAGUAGGACUUUGGAUGUUGCAUUAAGUAAAUAUUGCC
This is a messenger RNA of Oncorhynchus nerka (sockeye salmon), 3235 nucleotides long. Its product is annotated as mannosyl-oligosaccharide 1,2-alpha-mannosidase IA-like. Gene Ontology annotation, cellular component: extracellular exosome; Golgi membrane; endoplasmic reticulum. NCBI's taxonomy places the organism in Eukaryota, Metazoa, Chordata, Actinopteri, Salmoniformes, Salmonidae. The record is from RefSeq and is a predicted model, not a curated record. Bases 238 to 2133 code for a protein of 631 amino acids. Gene Ontology annotation, biological process: carbohydrate metabolic process; mannose trimming involved in glycoprotein ERAD pathway. Gene Ontology annotation, molecular function: mannosyl-oligosaccharide 1,2-alpha-mannosidase activity; calcium ion binding. The transcript is spliced from 12 exons.